This is a messenger RNA of Solanum verrucosum, 979 nucleotides long. Its product is annotated as zinc finger protein ZAT5-like. The transcript has a single exon. NCBI's taxonomy places the organism in Eukaryota, Viridiplantae, Streptophyta, Magnoliopsida, Solanales, Solanaceae. The coding region runs from base 1 to 924 and encodes 307 amino acids. The record is from RefSeq and is a predicted model, not a curated record.
AUGAUAAAAAUCAAAGAGUAUUACACUAUGGAAGUUCAUGAUGAUCGUGGUCAUGAUCAAGAUCAAGAUCAGCAGUUGAACAUGGUGAUCAAGAGAAGGCGGACUAAGAGACCUAGGCCGCCUUCUCCUCUAACUUUAGGGAUUACUACUAGCUCAUGUAGCACCGUGGAAGGUGCUGGUAGUGGUGAAUUGGUGGAUGGACAUGUGGCAAACUCUUCGUCACGUUUGAAUAAUUGUGGUGGGAUGAUUGAUGAUAAGUUUGUCAGAAAUACGAAUCAAGAAGAAGAAGAUAUGGCGAAUUGUUUGAUUCUUUUAGCACAAGGUCAUAAUUACCAAAAGUCAUCGUCGUUGUCUCAAUCUCCAACGUUAGAUGUUUAUCAAUGCAAGACAUGCAAUCGUUCCUUCCCAUCUUUCCAAGCACUUGGUGGACACAGAGCAAGUCAUAAGAAACCAAAAACCCUAGAUGAUCAAAUCAAGAAUUCGAAAUCAAGUGAUCAUCAUCAACAAGUUGAGAAUAAUAUUCGUCUUAAACUGAACAACAACGAUGAUCAUGUCACAACUCUAUCACUCCAAAUCCCAAGCAACAACAACAACAAUAACAACAAGAAUAAGAAUAGGGUUCACGAGUGCUCGAUUUGUGGGGCCGAGUUCACCUCGGGUCAAGCAUUAGGUGGACACAUGAGAAGACAUAGGCCAUUACCAAAUAGUAUUGCAAUUGCAUCAAAUCAUCAUAUCCAUGAAGAGUCUCACUCUCAUCAUCAUGAUCAACAAAUCAAGAACAACACAAGGACAUUUUUGUCAUUGGACCUUAAUCUCCCGGCGCCGGAAGACGAUCACCGGCCGGAAAAUUCUAAAUUCACCUUUGCUACAAAAGAACAAGUCAUUGUCUUCUCAGCUUCACCUUUGGUUGAUUGCCAUUACUAAAUCAUCAAAAACACUCCCUUUAUUUUUAUUUUUAUUUUUUUAAUCUUGAAUUAUU